This is a messenger RNA of Ostrinia furnacalis (Asian corn borer), 5350 nucleotides long. RefSeq names its product myotubularin-related protein 4. Gene Ontology annotation, biological process: phosphatidylinositol dephosphorylation; regulation of autophagy. The record is from RefSeq and is a predicted model, not a curated record. Gene Ontology annotation, molecular function: phosphatidylinositol-3-phosphate phosphatase activity; phosphatidylinositol-3,5-bisphosphate 3-phosphatase activity; protein phosphatase binding. The transcript has 12 exons. The annotation marks the transcript as partial. Gene Ontology annotation, cellular component: cytoplasm; membrane. Lineage: Eukaryota; Metazoa; Arthropoda; Insecta; Lepidoptera; Crambidae.
AAACUCUUCCCCAGGGUUUCCAAGUGCUAAUCGAGCGCGAGUGGCUCGACUUCGGCCACAAGUUCGCCGACCGCUGCGGCCACCAGUUCGCGGCGGAGGAACCCAACGAGCGGUCGCCGAUAUUUCUGCAGUGGCUCGAUGUGGUCCACCAGAUGAUGGCUCAGUACCCGUGCAGCUUCGAGUUCAAUGAGGCGUACCUGAUAAAGCUGGCCACGCACGUGCAUUCGUGCAUGUUCGGCACGUUCCUAUGCAACACGCGGCGCGAGCGCGCCGAGUGCCGCGCGCCCGAGCAGCUGGCCCAAGUCUGGCAGUUGUUGAGGGCUCCUGCGUACAGGAACCAUUUGUACGCGCCGCACCCUGCACAGGAGGUGCUAUGGCCGGAGUGCACGGUGCGCGCGAUGCGUCUAUGGGGCGCGUUAUGGGGUGGCGAGCGCGCUGAGCCUCUCGAUGAGCCCUUACCGCCCUCUGCCCCGCCCGCGCCCACCAAGCCGCCAGGCCUAAUGACAAAGACGAGAUCGUGUGACAAUCUCCUAAACGAAGGCGAGAAGAGAACGACCCAACGAAGAUGCAGCGAUCCCAGCAUAGCGCCCGACGUUAUGAAACUGUCGCUCAUAGACGCGUCUUCCUGCGAAUCGAGGCGCGGCUGCCGCGGCCUCACCGACAGCUGCGUCGACGAGCUGCCGCUACAAACACCUGUACAGAACAACGGCGAUCAGGUGGACGGUCUCCAUCCCGACCAUUUUGAAAACAGCACACACUUACCACGCGAUAUCGCGAGCGGAUCGUCAUCCUUAGAACGCGAGUUAGGCGUAGCGGCGGCGGAAAAGACCGACAUCGCCGACUUGGCCGACGGUGACGGCGAAGCGCGAGCGUUGGACGCCGACACGCCGGAGGAAUCGUCGGCGUAUCUCGCAGAGGUGCUGGCUGAGGUCUUGGUGGCUGACACACCAAGAGAAUCCGGAAGAACACGAAACAUAAGCAUCACAUGGCGUUCUAUAUCAGAGUCAAGCAACCAAUCGUCCACCGGCUUCGACAUUGCCGACGCCCACAGACCUGAGGCCACGCCCCCAGACUCCCACGAAGCCUCCCCCAUAGACAACCAUAACUCUACAGAUGGGGACGUGGUCAACCAUAACGUGGUCAACCAUAACGGAGUAAACGGCGUGAAUGGGGUUAACGGGACAGUUAACGGGGUCAGUGAAGAGACGGCCAAGUUUUUGGAAGUGGAAUUGAAUGGAGGCGCUACAUCAAGCAGCGUGUCCUCCGAAAGCGAAGGGGAGGCUGCGGCCACAACGAGGAGAACCGGCGGGAGGAGGCACGGCAGCCAGCUCACGCUGUGCCCAGCCUCCCCUCGGCGCGCCCCUUGCUGCCACAGCACCACCAGCGGUAUAGAAACAUCAGGGGAAUCAGCGACCGCCGACGACGUGUCGUCCUGCUGGUGCGGCCUGGACGCGGAGACCGGCGGCGCGCGUUGUGUUUGUGGGGCCCCGGCCGGCGGCGCGGGGGCCCCGGUGCCUGACCCCCUGGACGGACUGCCCCCCAACGCUGACCCCUUGCAGGAUAGGCUGCACCAGAUCAUAGUGUACCAAAAGAAAGUAGUAUCGGAGUUGACCGGCCAGCUUCGGCAGGCGCGCGAGCUGCUCCGCCGACACACCUCGCCCGGCGCCGCGCCGCCGCCGCCGGAGCCUGCCCAGCGUGGGCGCAGCCACUCGGACUCGGCGUCGAGUGCGAGUGCGAGCGGCAGCGGCAGCGGCAGCGCCUCUGAAGUGGAGGUGGGCGAGGAGGCUCGCGGUGUGGUGUGGCUGCCCGACAGCGCUGCGCCGCGCUGCCAGCACUGCCGCAACCACUUCUGGCUGGCGCGCCGCCGCCACCACUGCAGACGCUGCGGCGGCAUAUUCUGCGGUUCAUGUUCCGAGAUGAGUUCGUGGGGCGACUGCGGCUCGGUCCGCGUGUGCCGCCGCUGCCGCACGGAGCGGUGACGCGCGGGCCCCCCCGUGCCCCCCGCCCCCCUGCGCGCGGUGUGACGUGAGUUCCCAUACGCCCGGCCCGAUUCAGUUUGAUGGUCUAUAUAGACGACAUUGUGGUAGAAGCGAAGGAACUUGCAGAACAUAUGGCCGAUUCAGUGAUGCAUAGGCACUUGCAAACCAUAAGGCCGAUUCAGUUUGUUGCUCUACAUAGACUAUAAAAGGCACUCUCAAACCAUAAGGCCAAUUCAGUUUGUUGGUCUACAUGGAUGAUAUUGCAAUAGAUUCGAAGGCCCUCGAAAGACAAGGGUUGAUUCCACUUGUGCUUUUGUGUGCGGAUACCUACUCGGUCCGAUGUGGAUUGCUAGUGCGGAUAAUGUUGAGAAAACAGUAAUACAGAUGUAAUAUGACUUUGCGUAUUUGUUAAUCUUGUAUACCUGAUAUUGUUGAUGUUAUACCUCAUAAUUAUUAUGUUGUUUGGAAUUAAACUUGUUAAGAGUUUAGAAUUGAACAAUAAUUCGAGAUAAUAACAUAUUCAUUUCGAAUGACAAUAAGCAUUAUUUCACUAACAUGAUGUCACACUUAUUGUAUAGAAGAUUAACCAAUACGCUAACCCAACCUCCAAAUAUUUUUCCACCAAAAGGCUGGACUAAACGAACCCACGUCACACCCACGGCGAUAACUGAUUAGACCGUAAAUUGUUAGAGACAGCGAGCCGUAAACAACGCCUAUACAGCCUAAGGAAGACUUAUAUCUGUACUGAUUCAAACCCCACUCGCGUACGUCACUUGAAGUUAAGGGUGGGUUAAAUAAAAUUUUGUAUUAGGUAUGUAAUUGACAGUUUAAUGUCAAAUGACGUCUGCGAGUGUUGUUAAUCUUAUGAACUGUCAAAUUAUGGAAUAAAGUUCUUUCUUACGCGUUUUCCAGUAGUGGCGUGUUUUGCCUCGCCCAUCGGCUGCCUUCAUUAUGAGAUUUAACUAUACUCUGCAUUGUUAUCAAUGUUUGUCUUUUUGACGUUCAACAGUUUAUUAAUAAUAUUUUAUUUUAUCAAGUGCUACUAAUGCAGCUCUACCAACUAAGAGCAUUCCUCCAGUGUACAAUACCUUUAUUAAUACUUAUAAGCUAUUGAAUGUACAAAAAGACAACAAUAUCGACAUUGGUUAUGAUACCGCGCUAGUGUAUAUACCGGAUACUAGUCAACGCUUUGAUGAACUAACAUGGAACUGUUUUGUAACUGAAUCGACUAAAUAUGCCAAUCGAGAAACAACACUUGUAUAGUCAUCAUUGUCUUUCUUAAGUGAUUGACAGAGACGGAUAUACAAUCGUAUUAUUCCUUAUUGGCAGUAAAAUGUUUAUUUCUAAUAACCGAGUAUUUAUUGAACACGUAUUGAAUAAAAUGUGGGCAAAGAAACUGGUGUAGGCGGAUCCUAGAUAGCUAUAAAGAAUGAUCGUUAUGAUGAAGGCUGAUUUUCUACGCUAAUGUUCGAUUAUUUAAAACUAAUUUGACGUCUUUUAAUUUUUUUUAACGGUCACUAACGCUGGCGACUGUAGACUCGAAGGUUUUUCUGAAAUAUUUCCAGGAAAAAUUUUCCAAUCGUCAUAAAGUUAGGAAAAUCGUAUACGCCUGAAUGAACAACUCAUUUUCAUAGACAAUGCAUUUGAUUGUUGAUUAUGUCGAUUGAAAAAUUUGUUAUAAUUUUAAUAGUAAAUAGUUCAGAAAUAUCAACAUUCUAUAUUAGAAUGUAAUGUUUACCGCCGACCACGCUCGUUCCAUGAAAAGGUUUCAAACGCGAACCUCUGAAUGACAAGACAACUUUGUAUAAAACGCUGUUUUUUGUUUAUUUUAUUUUGUAUUAUAGUGUUUCAUUUGUUCUAUAAUUAUUUUUGUACAGUAACGUUUUGUUUCACACUGUCAGACGGCUCACGUUGGCUGGCGGAAAGAGACAGGUUGUAUAUGGAUCGUCAACGCGUGCGAGGGAGAUAGUUGUAACGUCAGUUGACUUGGGGCUCGGGACUUACUCGUACAAACAGCAACGAAUGUGUUAACUUUGUGAGCCUUAUUUUUAUUGUGAAUAAGGUUGAUUAUGUUGAGCAAUGUCGUGCUUACGAUGUGGUUUGUAUAAAAUACGGCCAUAUGUUAUGUUACUCAGUGAUUUUGAAAGGGAUGUCCGGUUUUCGGUCAAUAUUUUGGGGCUAUUUUAGAAUCUAUGAGUCUCUUAUUUAUUAAGCUUUCAGUAUAAACGGUUUUUAAUUCUGAUCAAUUCUUUUGCUGGCUACAAAAUUUGUGUUCAUUACAAAAUAUUGACCCAAAGUUAGCAUCUCGUUCCACGUUAUUCAAUAUACCACUCACUAAACAUAUAUCAUACAUAUAUCCCAUACAACGGGCACCGAGCUCUGUAUUUUAUUUGUGAUAUUGAUGAUAAUUUUGUAUGAUAGUUAAGAGUUUAAUAACAUGUUGUUAGACGUUAAAUUUUACAGGUGAUUAUUUUAAUAUGCCCUUGCGGUGCGUUGAUUGAGUUGUUGGCUUAUACCAUAAUUGGCGCAGUUUGUUUUCAUCGGUUUUGGACUUUAUGACAAGGGAAUAAAGUUCAAAAUGCGGUGACAAUGAGGUAUAUAGCUUCAAAAUGGGUUGAGAGCCGCGGUCUGUAGGUAUGUAAUGUUACAUACAUAUAAAAUUCCUUUUCUAAUUGUUAUGACGAAUAUUUGUAAUAAUUGUAACUACUUAUUUGGAGACACAUCCAUAUAAUUAUACGUCAUGCUAUUCAAUCUAUCAUAAGUUGAUGAAUUUCUCCAGUGGAUAGACUUAUACCUUUUAUUAAAGUUAAAAUUGUUUGAAAUAAAUUAAAUGUGACAUUUGAAAUUUUAUGAUAGGUUGAUGUGCUGACGGUUUUCACUUUAAUUGUGCUUUUCUUUUAUGUGUAUUGUUUGUAAAAUAAAUUAUAUUUUACAACCAAACCUAUCCAGUAAAUGUUGUGAUUUCGUAACUCGAUAAUUAAUCCAAAAUUAAUUAAUAAAAUGUAAUGUUAAUUGAUUGACUUAUUAUUUACGUUGAAUGAUAUUCUGAUAAUAUGACUGUGUUCUAAUAAUAUUGUAAAACAAUUUAUCGAAAGAAUAUGUUCUUUUGUAAUAUAAGUAUGCAAUAUACUUGAUGCUGCUAUUGAAUAAAUAAACUAAACAUUGUAACUAAUAAUACAAUGAUUAUUAUUGAGUCUAAUUUAAAAAUUAUUAUUCAAGACCGCGGCCAAUGCCUAGAAGCGAAUAAAUUUUGAAUUGUAGAAAAACGUUUGUGUAAUCCAGUUUUUAAUUCUAGACAGUAAAGUGACGUUUUUACUGUAAACGGUACAGAUAUUAUAGAACUAUUUAUAAUGGAUAACAUUUUUGCCGAU